AUGCAGGAGGCGCAGGCGCGUCCAGUCGCCAGAGUAGCCACAGCAGCGACCGUCGCAGCACCCCCAGCAUUGGCAACAAGCGCAGCCUCAGCAACCACAGCGGCAGCGGCAGCGGUCGUAGUCGCAGCAGCAGCAGUGCAGGUGGCCGCUGCAAUGACACAAGACGAUGAGACAUUGCCAGCAGCGCAGCCCGCGCAACCCGACGAUCUUGCGGUUGCGGUGCAGCAGCCGUCCCAGCACCCAGCGAGCGACGCCAGCACGGCAGACUCUGCACUAGCAAGCACAUCCGCGAGACACGACGCGAGCAGCAGCAGCAGCAGCAGCAGCCAUGCGGAAGAAGUGCAAACUGAGACCUCGCUCAUCGCUCAGCGGUCUGCUUCUGAGCAGUCAGUCACGGCCUCCAGCCCGCCGCGAUUGCCUGCUGGGGGCAACCCUCCAACGCCAAAUCGUGCGAGCUCCACCACAGCGCCGGCCGCCGCUGAGCCGUCCACGCGGCGGAUCUUUGUUGGCGGCCUAAGUUACAGCACGACGGAAGAGACGAUGCGGAGGUACUUUGAUCAAUUCGGCACUGUCGUGGAAUCUACUGUCAUUCGUCGUCAGCUGGAUGCACAGCCAAGAGGCUUUGGCUUUGUGAGCUUUGCUGAAGAAAAUGUCCUCGACAUCAUUUUGAGAGACGCCCCAAACAUGCUAGACGGCCGACAGGUUGACCCUAAGAUUGCAGUUCCCCCAGUUAUAAGUCAGCGGGGAGAUCGCCCAGACCCGCCAGCUCGCGAGCGGCGAGCGAGCUCAUCAGCACCACAAUUUCCUCGCUUGCCGGUCGCAGUCGACCAUUCCGAGAGCACUCAAAUUCCCAACAAUUAUCCCGACAAUCGAGCUGCUGGACCAGGUCAAGGACGACACACCGGUCGCACCCGAUCAUCACAUUCCGAGCCCGCGAGUCCCAUCCAUGGCCAGCCGUACCGACCAUGCCGGAUAUUCGUUGGAGGACUCGAUUCUCAGACGAACGAGAGUUCACUGCACGAGUACUUUUCCCAAUUUGGGGUCAUCGAUGCUGUGGAAGUGUUGCGCGAGCCCGGAUCAGGAUUGUCGCGUCGAUUCGGAUUUGUGACGUUUGUGAAUGACAGCUCGGUUGUAGCAGUGCUGGACGCAAGCAAGAUUGCCAUUCACAAACUGGACGACAAGGCAGUCGAUGUCGAUCGAGCAUUCAUCAACCGAGCCUCGCAGAUCCAACACGCCUCGACACGUGCAUUGAUGUCAUGGGGCGUGCCGCAUCUGCAGCAGGUGCCACCGCCAGGCCUGCGUCGGUCGGUGUCAGCCACGCCACAGCUCAUGCCGCCAGUUUAUGCGCCCUACACCCAGCCCACUCCAUACCCCCAACCAGAGCCACUCUCACCCCAGCAGCAACGGCAGAUGCAGCUGAAUCAACUGUUGCUGUUUCAGCAGCAACAACAACAACGGCAGCAGCAGCAACACCAACACCAACACCAACACCAACAGCAGCAUCAGCAGCAGCAACAGCAGCUCUACAACCCGGCUGCGGCGCUACCGCUGGGCCCUGUCCACCACCAGCAGUACAUCAACAUGCUCAACUACGUUCCCGUCGACAUGCGCUAUCUGCAAGGGCUUUUGAUGCAGACAGCCUCCAUGACGGUGCCUGCGUUCUUUGGCGAGACAGCCACUCCACAGGCAGUCGCUGCGCACGAAGCCCAAGCGCGAUUGCUGCAAGCGGCUGGGCAACAGCAUGACGCUGCUAACGUCGCUCGUGCGAAUCCAAGCAGCAGCAGUAGCGCCGCGGCCCCGCCCCUGGUGGAGGACAGCGACGCGACACCCCGCUGA
Molecule: messenger RNA, 1836 nt
Organism: Capsaspora owczarzaki ATCC 30864
Lineage: Eukaryota; Filasterea; Ministeriida; Capsasporidae
Exons: 6
Coding region: 1-1836 (611 amino acids)
Molecular function (GO): RNA binding
Source: RefSeq, a predicted model, not a curated record